AUGCCUCUGCCCUCGCCAACCGGGAACAUCCAGGACAGCCUCCGUGAAAUGAAGCACGACAAAUGGGGCUGGGUCAUCUACCGCUGCACCUACGAUGACGACGAAGGUGGACCCGCUUCAAGCAGAUCAUCAACCAGCGGUCCCGCGAAAGAAUCUGGACAUUUGUCGAGGACCGUGGCACGCUCGAUGGCGUUUCGCGCGACCAGCUACGCGCCCGCUUCAGGGUGUGGGCGAGCGAGGCGGUCGGAGGACGAUGGCACUUUUGGCGUCCCGAGAUACAACUUCUUUAUCCAAGUUGAUCAGUGCGCACUGCGGAGCGUGGUCUACGAGGCUCCGCAACCACCCGAAAUAGGCGUGCACGGUGAGGGUUACGUGAAUUUUGUGGACGCCAACUGGAAGCCCCUGAGCCAGAGACUCUUUGCACAGGCCACAGAAGGCGAUGAGUCCUACGAGCCAAUUGACGGCUGCCGCGAGGAAAAUGUCGGCUGGAUGAAGAUAGCGUCAUUCAUGGUGGGCCUGGACUUCUACGAGGUUAUGAGUGGUUCCCCUGAUUCUUCGAAUGGAUACCUCAUCUCGGGAAUUUUGUUUUCGAUCUCCAACAACUCCCUCAGGACACUCUCGCGGUACGGGCUGGUAGAAGCCGAGAACUGGCUCCGGAUGUACCUGAUCUGGUCCGCAACAUAUGUGCGUGCAAACUACGAGACCUGUUGA
This is a messenger RNA of Endocarpon pusillum Z07020, 711 nucleotides long. RefSeq lists its product as uncharacterized. Bases 1 to 711 code for a protein of 236 amino acids. NCBI's taxonomy places the organism in Eukaryota, Fungi, Ascomycota, Eurotiomycetes, Verrucariales, Verrucariaceae. The transcript has 3 exons. The record is from RefSeq and is a predicted model, not a curated record.